AUGAGCACCAGUAGUCUGAUUUCACUUAAUCCAGAAAUCCUGGGAACACUGAAAACACUUAGCCUUAAAUUCGGAAAUGCUUUUAAGCAAGCAAUAGCGGAAGAAUUAGAAAAGGGCGAACUUGACCGUGAAAGAGCAGAAAGAAUUUGCCCCCGCUAUUCAGCGGGCGACCCCGCUAAUGGUCUAGACGCAAUUCUGAGAAAGGAUUAUAUUUAUGCUGGUGGCACAGGAGAAAUUAAUGACCUUGGUAAUUUACUUCCCAACGACGGUAAUCCUCUUGGUGUCGCUUUGAAGAAUGCGGGAGGUGCCGGAAAUGUCCAACUUCCCAAUGAUAUUGAUGUUACAAUAAACCACGGCGGCACUAGUGAAAGAAUUAAUCUAACUGGAGGCUUGGUUGAGGACUGA
Molecule: messenger RNA, 405 nt
Organism: Paraglomus brasilianum
Lineage: Eukaryota; Fungi; Glomeromycota; Glomeromycetes; Paraglomerales; Paraglomeraceae
Source: the annotation of a GenBank genome assembly